Molecule: messenger RNA, 1737 nt
Organism: Oncorhynchus keta (chum salmon)
Lineage: Eukaryota; Metazoa; Chordata; Actinopteri; Salmoniformes; Salmonidae
Product: protein eyes shut homolog
Exons: 6
Coding region: 1-1737 (578 amino acids)
Molecular function (GO): calcium ion binding
Source: RefSeq, a predicted model, not a curated record
AUGAGAAUCGAAGGUUGCAUAUUUGAUCUGGAGUUUCGGACGAGGAGAGACGGGAAGUUCAUAGCGUUGGGGAAGCCUGAGGGUCAUCCGAACUCUGGCCGUAGCGUGGGUCAAUGCGGGGUCACACCCUGCACCCUGGUGACAUGCAGAAACGGAGGGACCUGUGUGGACUCUGGAUCCUCUGUCUACUGCCAGUGCCCAUUCGGCUGGAAGGGAGCACUCUGCUCUGAGACCGUGUCUGUGUGCGACGCUGAACACCGUCCCCCUCCCUUGUGUGCCCGUGGUUCCACCUGCGUACCCCUUCCAGACGGAUACACCUGCCUCUGCCCCUUGGGCACCGGCGGACUGCACUGUCAGCAAGCCAUGGCCAUCAGUGACCCGUUCUUCAGCGGUAACCAAUCAUCCUGGAUGUCUUUCCCUCCAGUCAGCAUCAGACACAGGACAGACCUCAGGCUGCAGUUCCAGACUCUGUCACCAGAGGGCAUCAUCUUCUACACAGCACAGCACCUCAGUGCCCGGGCCGGAGACUUCUUCUGUGUGUCCCUGACAUCGGGGUUGGUCCAGCUGCGUUACAACCUGGGUUCUGGAACCAACGUGUUACAGUCCACUAACAGAGUGGACACCAGCGGAGGGACCUGGCACACGGUGAGGGCAGGCAGGACAGGCCACCAGGGGUACCUGGUUCUGGACGGGCUGGAGGUGAAGCAGAACAACACAGAGGGAGGGAUGUCCACUCUGGACGUGGCCACGGACCUCUUCGUCGGCGGGGUCUCCGACCUGAGCUCCAUCUCUACGUUCUCCGUGGAGAACGAGCCUGUGGGUUUUACCGGAGGCGUGAGAGAGCUCGUCUUAAACGGACACGACUUUGACCUGACGGCGACAGGGGCCCUGGCAGGGGCCAAUGUGGGCGACUGGGACGGGACUGCGUGCGGGUACAAGGUGUGCCAGAACGGCGGCCGCUGUACUCCGUUGAGCGGCGCUGAUUCGGACUCGUUUAUGUGCACCUGCCCUCCUCGGUGGACGGGUCCUGUGUGUAACCAGGCGGUGUAUUGUGUCAAUAACCUGUGUCAACAUGAAUCAUUGUGUUUGGCUGAUCUUGUGACCGGCUCAUACGACUGUUUCUGUCCUCUCGGGUGGGAGGGGAGGUACUGCGAUAAGCAGGUAGGCCUAUCCAUGACCACUCUGAAGUUCGUUGGGAAAUCAUAUCUGAAAUACAGGGAUCCUAAAUUCAACACACGGAAUCUGAGGUACACGCAGGUUUCGUUUAACUUUACAGCCAGCGGGAACGAAGGGUUGAUUCUGUGGAUGGGAAGAGCGGCGCACGAUGACGACGAUUACCUUGCUGUCGGGCUUCAGGCGGGCCACCUCAAAAUCGCAGUCAACCUCGGAGAGAGGCUCUCCCUCCCGCUCACUUUCAGAAACGUCACGUUGUGUUGUAACAAAUGGCAUUAUUUAUCUAUCUCUCUGAACAGCACCAUUAUUCAGGUGUUCCUGGGUGACGAGAGGGUCCUUUUCGAAGACGUGGACCCCUUCGAGCGUUACGUUGCCAUGAAUUACGGGGGUCUGUUGUACUUGGGAGGGUUCGAGUUGCUCAGGAACAUCUCAACAGUGACGUCUGGGCUGUUUACCAAAGGAUUUGUGGGAGAUCUUAAAGACGUGCGUUUGUAUCAGGACCCCAGACAACUGCAGUUCCUCCAAAACAGCGAAGGAUUUAAUGUUCACAAAAGUAAUGAGUAG